CUCUCCACAGCAGCGCGUCUCUCACCGCGCCUUGGAUGCCGUGUGACCAGCAGCAGUGAGCGGAGAAGCCGUCCAGCACAUCGCCGUCAAGAACACCAGCACCGCAAAAAAAAAAAAAUAUAUAUAUAUACAACCUAAACGAUGACAUUCUUACAGAAAAGACAGAAGCAAACAAUCAUUUGACAACUUCCGAGUCCGCACCUUGCCUUCGCUGCUUCUUGCUGUAAGCGCCCUGCUCCAACUCUCUUGCCCUCCCCCUCCCCCCCCCCCACUCCCACUCCCCAGCCGAUCGGCCCCUCCAGUCCAGCAGGACCAUGAUGCUCAGCAGCUCUGUGGAGGUGCCCAGCCCGGGUGGGUUAAGCGGCCUUAGCGGGCUGAGUGCGGCGGCCCGGAAUGUGGUGCGCUCCUCCAGCAUCUCAGGAGCCAUGUACAACCUGGAGAAGAGUCCCGGCAGCGGGGGCCCGGACUCCUCGUCACUGAGCGGCAACAAGAAGCGGCGCUCAAGUCUUGGUGCCAAGAUGGUGGCCAUUGUUGGGUUGUCGCAGUGGAGCAAGAGCACACAGCAGCUCAACCAGCAAGACGGUGGGACGAAGAAGCUCCGCAGCACCAUCCGGAGGAGCACGGAGACGGGCAUCGCCGUGGAGAUGAGGAACCGGGUGACACGGCAAGGCAGCAAGGACUCGACCGACGGCAGCACCAACUCGAACAGCUCUGAUGGAACGUUUGUCUUCCCUACCACACGCCUCGGGCCUGAAAGCCAGUUCAGCGACUUCCUGGACGGACUAGGCCCUGCUCAGAUCGUAGGCCGGCAAACACUAGCUACACCAUCCAUGGGGGAUGUCCAUGUGGGCAUGGUGGACAGAGGAGGCCAGCUGGAGGUAGAGGUCAACCAGGCUAGAGGAUUGACCCCCAAACCGGGCUCUAAGAACAUACCAGCGACCUACGUGAAGGUGUAUGUGCUGGAGAACGGUGUGUGCUUGGCCAAGAAGAAAACCAAAGUAGUAAAGAAGAACCUGGACCCCACCUACCAGCAGGCUCUGUUGUUUGAUGAGAGUCCUCAGGGCAAAGUCCUACAGGUUAUAGUGUGGGGGGAUUACGGGCGUAUGGACCACAAGUGCUUCAUGGGAAUGGCCCAGAUCCUUCUGGAGGACUUGGACCUGUCUGCCACGAUCAGCGGCUGGUACAAGCUGUUCCCUACCUCCUCUCUGGCAGACCCCAGCAUCGGACCCCUCACCAGACGCCUCUCCCAGUCCUCCCUGGAGAGCGCCACCAGCCCCUCGUGCACCUAGACACCCAGUAGACACCCGCAAAAUAGGGGGCACAGGCAGAGUCAUGCAGACAUGGACACACGUACUGUAUAUACACAACGACUGUAUUUGAAGUGCAGGACAGGUAGACAUACACACACAUACCCAUCUGUACAAGAUGACACAUUUUUAAAAUGUUUUCCUUGGACAUUACACACACACACACACAUUCUCACUCACAAAUCAGUGUUUUCAGUUUAGAGUUAAUCAAACUUGACGUAGACAUAACUUAACUGAACAUGUAGCAUUUUUCACCCUCUCAUGUCAACAUUUCCUGCCACGAUACAGCGAUCCACAGGGUGCCGUACUCUGCAUUCAAAAGGCACCAGAUUCCCAUCACAUGACUCAUCGCAGGGCCAUUCUGAUGCCAGUUUCUUAACUCUCUAUGCCAAACUAAGAAAAAAGACCUACUUUAUUUUUAAAAACCAAAGCAAUUGUUCAUGUUGUUAUUCUAAGCAUAUGUAGUAGUUGAAGUAGUAUACAUUAUAAAGUAUGGAUAUGUAGCAGAGUCAAUGACUUAGAUGUAAUGCAAAAAAAAAGAAGAUACAUUCUACACACAUGAGCUGAGAGCGGCGGGACGAACACACACACACACACACAUACCUGGGCAACAGGCCUGGAUAUUCACAUAAUGGCUAUUAUGUGAGGUAGCAACACUGCUAUUCUAUAAUUUCCACAGGGCAGAGUUUAUAUAUAUAAAUAUACAUGAAUAUAUAUAAAUAGAUAGUUCCAAACUUAUUUGUGUUUAUGUAUGUAUCGGCUGCAUUCUGCAUGUUUACUUGCAACCCUUGUUGAGACAUUUUCAAGUGCUUGAAUCUUACUUUUUGAUUUAGCUUGCCUUGACUGAAGUAAACAGGAGAGUAGUGCCACUUUAUUUGAGAGAGAGAGAGAAGAGCACUGACUGCAGUUAGGGAGAAGGAUGAGGAUUUAGUGACGCUAUCAUCGCCUUGUGCAAAAUAAAGGGAAGCAAAUGAUUCAGUUGGCCGACAGUCAACACAUCUCUGAUCCUGUUUUCAUCAUUAGAUCAUAAAGGAGUGUUUCAUUACACAAAGGGAGUCUGGGAAAUGUAUCCAGUUAGUCAGUCUGGGGAUAUUUUUUUCCCCCCCACAUCCAGGGGGUGCAACAUUCUCACUUUCUCUCUCUCUCUUUGUAUACCAGCAUCUAGACUUGUUUGACUGUCCCAGUUGUUUUCCAAGUUUGAUUUUUUUUUUCUUCCUAACUGAUUCAUCUCAUCGGUUCAGAUCACAGACAAACAGAACUACAACCUUAGUGCUCCUACUUCUUUUUCUCCUCACACUGACUUACAGUCAGUCUCCUGUUGUAGAAGGGGAAACACGUAUUUGUUUCCAGAUGUUCUGACUAUUAACACCAUUUGUUACUUUGCUAGCAGGUUACAUUGUUAACCUGCCGUGUUGUAUUUUAAGUGCAAUAUGUCAUGCUUCAUGUUACCUGUCAGGCAGUUUCUUAAGAUUGCACUUUAAUGUAAAAUAAUGUGUGUAAUUAUUCCAAACAAGCAGUGGUUGACCACCUGUCGAUUGAUUGAUUUCUACUUGUAUCGGUCGCACUGCAGUGCACCUCUGGUUCCUUUUAUUGAAUGCCAGCAUGGAAAUGUAACUUGAGUGUAUUAUUUUUUUUUUAUUUCACUGUGGAGUUCCACUUAGACAGCUGAAAAAGGGUCAGUUUUGCAAACGAUUAUAAACUUUAAUAUGAGCAUGGGGGAAAAUUUCAAUUCCUUUUUAAUCCUUUUCAUCAUCACGUUAAUUUCUUCCUAAAAAUGAACGUAUUUAAGAAUAAUUUCACCUGUUCCAAAACAUUUUAAAAAUGACCUUUACAUAUGAGAGUUAUUUAUAAGAAAUAAGUCAACCAAAAAUAACCGUUUCUUCAAAAUCAUUUAUUGGCAUUUUAAAACACACAAAG
Molecule: messenger RNA, 3224 nt
Organism: Labrus mixtus (cuckoo wrasse)
Lineage: Eukaryota; Metazoa; Chordata; Actinopteri; Labriformes; Labridae
Gene: rims3
Product: regulating synaptic membrane exocytosis 3
Exons: 7
Coding region: 315-1289 (324 amino acids)
Biological process (GO): regulation of synaptic plasticity; regulation of membrane potential; calcium ion-regulated exocytosis of neurotransmitter
Cellular component (GO): presynaptic membrane; cytoskeleton of presynaptic active zone
Molecular function (GO): small GTPase binding; transmembrane transporter binding
Source: RefSeq, a predicted model, not a curated record